AUGGCUCCGAAGGACGACGUCGAGGCUAAGCCGGCCUGCCAUCCUCGCGCAUGCGCUAUUCAGAACUGUCUCACCAGCAACGGAUACAACGAGGCCAAAUGUCAAACAGUAAUCAAGCAGCUCUACGAAUGCUGCGAGAGCUUUUACGAACGCUACGGUGAACAAGCAUCUACUGUGAGCUGUCCAAAGCCCAAUUUGCUGAAGCUCAAAAUGAAGCAACUCCGGGAGGAAGGGAAGUGA
Molecule: messenger RNA, 240 nt
Organism: Fusarium pseudograminearum CS3096
Lineage: Eukaryota; Fungi; Ascomycota; Sordariomycetes; Hypocreales; Nectriaceae
Exons: 4
Coding region: 1-240 (79 amino acids)
Cellular component (GO): mitochondrial intermembrane space
Source: RefSeq, a predicted model, not a curated record